This is a messenger RNA of Cooperia oncophora, 954 nucleotides long. NCBI's taxonomy places the organism in Eukaryota, Metazoa, Nematoda, Chromadorea, Rhabditida, Trichostrongylidae. The record is from the annotation of a GenBank genome assembly.
AUGCUUAUCCAAUCGUUUGACUUCCGCUCAACUGAAGAUAGCGCCCUAGAACCGGAAAAUCACCGACUCUCACGAUUGCAGAAGAGGAGUAUGUCCGCAUCAGCACCUGCUAAGAAAAUUCCGGAUAUGUUCCUCCGUGCGCUAAAGAGGAAGGCUGAACCAGUAGUCACAAUAGUCACAACAGGAGACACGGGAAACGAUGAAAAUGCGGAGAAAAGAAUAAAGCCCGAGGAAAAUGCACAGAAACUACAGAAGGAGAAUAUAGUGCCCGGUAGCAGCUUUACCCUCUUCGAUUUAUUACUGGAAAAGGAGUGGCGCUCGAUUCUGAGAAGUGAAUUCUCGAUGAAGUAUAUGGUAGAGAUUGAAGAGUUUCUUCGUGCUCAAUAUGCCAAGAAGGUUCCAAUAUUCCCUCCUCGUGACGAGAUUUUUUCCGCAUUCAACCUUACGCCUUUGAAAAACAUUCGUGUAGUUAUCAUUGGACAAGAUCCUUACCACGGGGCUCACGGCUUAUCAUUUUCUGUGAAAAAAGGAGUUCCACCUCCUCCGUCGCUCAAAAAUAUUUACAAGGAGCUUUACACGGACAUUCCCGGCUUCGUUAUUCCUGACCACGGAUUUCUGGAAAAAUGGGCUUUGCAAGGGGUAUUCAUGCUUAAUGCUACCUUGACAGUCGAGUCAGGCAAGGCAAAUUCGCAUGAGAAAAUCGGUUGGCAGAAAUUCACAGAUAAAGUAAUUAGUCUGAUUUCCUUGAAUACUACUGGAGUAGUGUUCCUGCUUUGGGGAGGAUUCGCACGUAAAAAGGAGUCUCUAGUCGAUUUGAAGAAACAUGCAGUCAUUAAGACGGCUCAUCCUUCUCCCCUAAGUGCGACCAAGUGGUUCGGAUGCAAAUGCUUCUCGAAGGCGAACGCUGAACUCACACGCAUGGGACGACCAACUAUCGACUGGAAGUCGCUUUGA